UUGUGUUUAUGCUCUUCCUCUUCUCUUCCAUCUGAGUCAACAUCAUCCUUUCCAUCUCCAUAAAGUUGCUCCUUUUAAUUAUUAUUUUCAUUAAAGGUUUUACAGUUCAUUUUCUGAAACUUAAAAAGAGUUUUGGUCACAUGGUUCUGAUCAGAAACAUAACUCCUACUCCACCAGGCCAUUAAAUUCCCUCUUUAGUCAUCUUUUCAAAUUCAAGAAAGCUUCAUUUUGUAUUUCAAGAUUCAUUCAUCAUUUUACAUAGAAAUACAAAAAAAACAAGAAUGGAGAGUGGUGGGUUUUAUUCAGAUUGGAAGGAUACUUCAUCUUCCUUGUUUGGAUCAGAGAACAUGGAUGAAGACAGAGUUCUCAGAGCUGAAGAGCUGUUCUCAUCUAUCCCUCAGCCUCAGACACCAAAAGAGCCAAUGGAGUUUCUGUCUAGAUCCUGGAGUCUCUCUACUUCUGAAAUAGCCAAAGCACUUGCACUCAAACAUAGACAACAACAAGAGCAAGACCAACAGUUCUGUGUUGCUCAAAACACUCCUCCUGUCUUGUUCCCUGAUGCUGCUGCAGAUCCACUCGUGGCUGGGAAGAUCAUGAACUCGUUUGGCACACGCAAGGGAGGGACAUUGUCAAAAUGGUUUCACCACCAUAAGGAACAUAGCAGCAGUAGCUGUAGCAGCAACACCAUCAACUAUCUCAAGAAGAAAGACAAGGCGCGCGUUGAGAAUGCACACGUGCAUUCCGCUGUCUCUAUAGCUGCUCUGGCUGCAGGUGUAGCCUCUGUGACAUCUGCAAGCAACAGCAAAGGCUCAAGCUCCAAGAUGGCUCUGGCUUUGGCCUCAGCCACCGAGCUUUUAGCCUCACACUGCGUUGAGAUGGCUGAGCGAGCAGGUGCUGACCGCGCGCGUGUUGCUUCCACGGUUAGGUCAUCUGUGGAUAUCCACAGUCCUGGUGAUCUCAUGACUCUUACAGCCGCUGCUGCAACAGCUUUGAGAGGAGAAGCGGCGCUGAAGGCGAGACAGCCAAAGGAAGCAAGGAAAAAUGCAUCUAUUGCACCUUUCGAGAGAAGCUUCUCUGACUCUCAUUGGCCUUCAAAUAUUCAGUUUAGAUUGGAAGAACCAAAUCUUCCAUUAGAAGGCGAACUGAUGCAAUGCUCGCGACAUGGAGUGCAACGAAGUAAGCGUGUCUGUGUCUAUGUCAACAAGAAGUCUCAGGUAAUGAUCAAACUUAAAAGCAAACAUGUAGGAGGAGCAUUCUCAAAGAAGAUCAAAAGCGUUGUAUAUGGAGUCUGCGAUGAGAAAUCAGCUUGGCCAUACAGGAAAGAGAGGGAAAACAACUCAGAAGAGGUUUACUUUGGUCUGAAAACAGGACAAGGGCUUUUGGAGUUCAAGUGCAAGAACAAGAUUCACAAGCAGAGAUGGGUUGAUGGGGUACAGUGUCUUCUACGCCAAGUAAACUGCUUUGAGGCUGCCAAGUGCUCGCUGGGAUCUCUGAGUCUCACUAGUAAAACGUGAUGCACGAUCUGAUUAUAUACAUAUAAUGUAUGUCCACAUUUUUGCUGUUGUGAUGUAUUUGCAAAAGAAACUGGCAAAUGUACUAUCUCAGUCUUUGUAACCACCUCAGAAGAUUUUUUGGAUAAAGCACCAAAGGAACCAGCGGUAAAUCUAGGGACUUUUCAUGUAAUUAAGA
Brassica oleracea var. oleracea is the source of this 1689-nucleotide messenger RNA. RefSeq names its product VAN3-binding protein-like. NCBI's taxonomy places the organism in Eukaryota, Viridiplantae, Streptophyta, Magnoliopsida, Brassicales, Brassicaceae. The record is from RefSeq and is a predicted model, not a curated record. Gene Ontology annotation, biological process: auxin-activated signaling pathway; leaf vascular tissue pattern formation; phloem or xylem histogenesis. Bases 282 to 1514 code for a protein of 410 amino acids. The transcript has 6 exons.